Molecule: messenger RNA, 4183 nt
Organism: Hymenoscyphus albidus
Lineage: Eukaryota; Fungi; Ascomycota; Leotiomycetes; Helotiales; Helotiaceae
Source: the annotation of a GenBank genome assembly
CGACUUGCGACUUACGGUACUUGUUGGAGGGACAGUCAUUACCCUAAGCUGAGUACAGCGUACAGUGAGUGCAUGCGUCGGAAGAGAGCCCCUCCACUAUCGAGUUAGUGGAGAUGAUACCUGUAGUGGUGAUAGGGACCAAAUGAAGCACAUGAUGCCGCAGAAAAUCGGGGACCUUUCAACCUUCCACCCCAGCAACCCCAAGCUUGGGUACGGAGUACAGGCACACGAAGAAGCAGAAACAGAAACACGGAGACACCAGAGAAGACGUCGAAGGCCUGAACAAGAAUUCCAUCAGUGGGUCUACAUGCUAUCUCUCAGCGCCUAAUCUGCGCUUCAGGCUCUCCGAUGCAGUAUUUGACGCUGAUCAUGGCUCGUAACGGUGCUCGACAGUGUUUUGGCAGGUCGAUGGUCACCGUCCGAAAUGUCUCCCCAUCGUCAUUUUUAUGGUCCCCCGGUCCUUCCCUGCUCACGACCCCUGAACCCUUCCCCCUCCAAGCCAAGUCAAGGCCAGCCCAAAAGCCACCGACCGUAUCCCUAUCCCAUACCUGUAAAGCAUAUCCCAAAAUCUUUUGCAAUCUCUCCCCUCAACACCACCACCACCACCACCAUCACCACCACCUCUUCAUCUGCCAGCAACUCUUUGCAUCCAGUGCGUUGCCUAUCAUUCACCUACUCUGGCUACUUUCAACAACACCACGUCGGCCAGAUAUUCGCUGCAGUCCAUCGUGUUCAGCCGGUUGCCUUACGUGCCUUGCUUGCCUCACGGAUCGUCGCGGGGUCAGCAGCAGUGUCAGCAGUCCAACCCUCUGUCGAGACACCCGUGGACAACCUCGCUCCUCGGCACCCUCCCGACAAGUCGAGUCCUGCUGCCGUCAUCCACCAGCCCAAGAUCGCUCGAGACGCGACACCGAAUCCCAAAGGCAUGUACAUGUAGUAUCCCGCCGCCCGCCAGACAAUGAGCUGCAUCAUGCAUCUCUUCGGUGCACUCCCUAGUUUCAUACUGAUCAAGUUUGCUAAUACCAAAUUCAACUAUAGCCGCGCAACACGCUGAUCAGCCAUCAAGCAUCAACCAUCAACCGGCCAGCUGCAAUUCUGGUGGCUGCUUACUCGAUCACUUCGCCUUGACGAAGCUUCCAGUGCUUGCCCCACCAUCUGGGUGCAUAUAUUGAUCCUUCGAGCCCCUCUUGACGAAGAAUAAGAUCAAUAUCAUUUUUACAAAAUGUCCGACCGAUACGGAUACAACGCGCGACCGCGCUCCCCGACUUACAACCCGGCAAGGGCUUCUCUUCCCAUCAACCUCUCGGGGGGUAACGAUUACCACACCACAACUUCGACUCUACAUGUCAUUCCCACAUCUCGUCAACAUAUCCCCACCGGACAUUCGAGAAGCAGUAGCAGCACGAGUGGUUCUGCUGGUAUUAUUACGACAACGUACAAAGUGACAGCAGAGCCACCUCCUCGAACGAGCAGUGUCCGUAGCGAUAGCAAACGACGAAGCUCUACUCUAGAGAAUCACAACCGACCAACAGUAGUUACAACAGUCAAACAGCACAAACCCGUCAUUCAUAGCGCUAGGCCAUCAAGUCCAAUGAAAAAUCCCUAUCGAUCAAGCAAUGAAGAUUACUACGCAGUUCCGGCUUCUUCACAUCACGAUACUCGGUCACGUCACCACAGACCGGCUGAUAUCGACACAAGUGGAAAUCGAUUACGAGUGAGUUCGGCUAGACACGACCCUGGGUACAACGGCAGUAGCCGACCACGAUCACAAUAUCCCGUUCCUGUGGCAAGACACACGGAUACGUCAUCAAAUGGAGAUUACCCAGAUGAUGGAUUUGGGUACACAAACCCAAGGGACUUGGUUCAGUACGAUUUGAACACCACCCAGUCGCGACCACGAAGAGACAGCUAUGAUGGCGGUCGACCAAGCAGACCAAGCAGCAUCGCGGGAUACACCGAUUUGGUCCCACGAUCCGCCGAUUUCCGAGAGCGAGGACCACCGCCUACAACAAGAGGCUUUGACAGGAUCCGUCAUGGAGCAACAUGGGAUCAACCAGCAAGCGCUAGAAUGCCAAUGCUUCCUCCGCCAUCGCCAAUGGAUCCCAUUCAGAGACCAGCUAGGAUAGAAUUGCCAUUUCAAGAACAACCCGUACCCGUACGACGAAAUGGCGCUCAGCGACCAGCGUCGAUGUACCAUGACCGUGAUCGUGAGGUUGGCAGAAGAGGGUCUCGUGAUGAUGUUUACGAAGUGCGAGAUCCGGAGCCCUUGCGUAGAAGGAACAGCAGUUCACACCGUCGACCUGAACCCAGAUACGAAAAUCCUGUUGCUGAACGAGGAUUUGGCAUUAGAGCGGAAGUGCCACCACCACAACCACCCAGACCGGACAGGGUAGAAAGAAUCGAACGGAUUGAGAGAGAGGAUCGACCUGAACGAUCCGAGAGGUCAGAUAGGUAUGAGAGAUCUGACAGGCAUGAUCGCUCCGAUAGAAAUGAUCGACUAGACCGACCGGAAAGGAACGAUAGAUCGGAUCGCCCCGAGAGAACAGAGAGAAGUGAUCGAGGUGAAAGGUCUAACGAGGAUCGUGAACACCGGAGCAGCCGAGAUAUCCUCACUACGGGGCUUGGAAUUGCUGGAGCGGCACUUGGCUUGAAAUCUUUCAAGAACGCACGAGACGAUAGCAAGGAGGAGCGAGAAAAGGAAGAGCGGGAAGACAGAGAAGAAAGGAGACGAAGAGAAUACGAUGAAGAGGAACGUCGACGACAUAGGGAUGCACGCGACGACAGAGAGGCAGCGGAGAAACUAAAGGAGAGACGUUAUCGAGACGAAGAGAGAGAGCGGAUCUCGCCACCUCUACAAACUCCCAGAGAAGAACAACCGUCCUCUAGAGAUAUUCCACCCCCAAUCCCACCAAAGAUUCCACAUGACCAUGACCAACGCGAGAUGCGAGAGAGGCACAUGGAUCAAGCUACCGUUAAUCUCAAUGGGCGCGAUCCUAGAGAGCGCGACUCAAGAGAACAAACGGCACCAAGACAUGAGCGCUCAUCCUCAAUAAGUGGACACGAUGGAGAACCCGAUAGACGAGAGCGACGCCGCCGCCCAGAUGUGCCACCUAGCCGUGAGGAUUCCCGUUCAGAUUCUGCUUCAGACCCAUCACAUCGAGAAUCGCGACCCGUCAAGGAAACCGUCACUACUCCCACAGCAGCUUUCAACCCAAAGGAUACUCAGGAUUUGAAAGCUUUGAAGGAUGCUCUGAACUCCAAGGACAACGCGGCCGCUCGUGAAGUUUCUCCACCUGUCCCCAAAGCAGCGAGGGCUUCAUUCACCAAAACUUCUGCCGAGGCCGCCGAUAUCCGAUCCGAGAUCCGGGAAGACCGACGCUCAAGAGAAACGCAUACUUCUAUGGAUGUUGUUCAACCUCGAGUUGUAUCACCUCCACGAGCUGCCAAAGUGGAAGAGAAGCCUGUUAAAGGCAUUCUUCGUCAGCCAAGAGAAAAGUUCCCUGAGGAUCCCGACCCAAUUCGAGAAGGGGUCGCACCAUUGAAAGAUGCAAAGAAGGAUGGUGUUCCUCCUGAUGCUAGAUGGACCAAGAUCAAUCGAAAGCUAGUGAACCCUGAGGCACUUGAGUUGGGUAAAGAGAGAUAUGAAGCACGAGAUGAUUUUGUCAUCGUUUUACGUGUUCUUUCCAGGGACGAGGUUCAAGGUUAUGCCGAGGUUACUCAAAAGCUUAGAGGUUUGUCAUUGUCCAAUCUUUAAUUCUCAUAUACUAACCAUUUUCAAGCCGCCCGCGAGGAUGCAGAACGAGACGAAAGACGUCGAGCACGUAGAGAGCGUCAUGAACGACAUAAGCGUGAAAGAAACGGUGGUGAGAGAAGUGAGCGUCGCCGACGCCGUGAUCGCGAAAAUGAAAAGCCUCAGGAAUCAGAAUCGGAUACUACGGAAAGUGAUGAGCCAGAACCAGAUGGACCAAAAAUGCUUGAGCCUGCGCCGCCACGAAGAAGAUUAGUUGGAAACAAGUUUGAGGAAGCCAUGGUGAGUGGUGGUUUGAGCGGACCACCACCAAUUGAGGAUCCCAAUGCUCCUGGUCAAUAUUUGAGCUAUACCCGAAAUCCACCCCCGCCUAGUUCUGUAGCGGCAAGUUCGGGUUCAUCGACUAGAAGAGAUCGAUAGGGGUUGAUGAUGUGA